Molecule: messenger RNA, 2694 nt
Organism: Linum trigynum
Lineage: Eukaryota; Viridiplantae; Streptophyta; Magnoliopsida; Malpighiales; Linaceae
Source: the annotation of a GenBank genome assembly
CAUCCAAAUGUGAUGCCUGGUAUCGGCUGGGAAACAUGGCUAUGAGGGGGAGGAUCCACUGCUGCUUGACGACGCGAAAGCUUCUCCUGACGCUCCUCCUCACGAAGUCUAUCUGACUCCUCCUGACGUUUUUUCCGCUCAGAUACUGUAACGUUGCGUCCGAGAACCCUCGAUUUUUCCUUGCCCCUUCUUUCGCUCAUUGUUGCCUGCUAUCAAGAAAAUAAAAUUAUUUAUUUUCAGAAUUGUAAUUGACAACCAUACAUCUUUUAACUAUACAUAAUAAUUAUUUACAACCAUAAAAUUUAUGAAUUCCAAUACAAAUUAUAUUGUCAAAUACUAAUUAUAUUAAUCAUCACAAACCCUCGUACUAAUUCUUACCCUUUCUUUCGCUUAUUUUACCAACUAUCAAGAAAAUAAAAUUAAUUCUUCUUAGUAUUGCAAUUAACAAUCCUAUAUUCAUUAACUAUUUAUAAUCAUUAUUAACAAUCAACAACUUUUUCAAUUCAAACACUACUUAUAUUGUCAAAUGUUAAUUAACAUCCUCUCAUCACACAACAACGCAACAAACAGAUUCUUUUCUUCCUUCCCAUUAUAAAAUGUCAUAUAUUGAUUAUAAUUCACCAUUCAAAUUUAUAUAUUAUUAAUUAAAAUGAACAUUCUAAUCAUUAACAUUUGCAUUUUAAUUGAAAAAAAAAUCAAAACGGGUCGGGCGGGUCGGAAAACGGGUCGGACCAGGGUUCGGGCGGGUCGGAAAACGGGUCGGACCAGGAUCAGGGCGGGUCGGAAAACAGGUCGGACUAGGGUCAGGGCGGGUCGGAGACCGGAUCGGACCAGGGUCGGGGCAGGUGGGCUACCUGGCUCCGCCGAAUCCGCGCAGGCGCCUUGCCUGCGUCUACCCCCGGCCAAAUCGAUCGCCCUACUUGCCUCUAGCCACUGGCGACGGUUUUCAACCCGUAUAGUCGGCGCAACUCAACCAAAAUAGAAGGGAGGGAGAGAGAGAUUUACCUCCGGCGGGUCUGAGCAGCGUUGCGGCAGCGGGUCUGCGGUGGCGGCAGCGGGUUGAAAAGAGAAGGGUUGCGGCAGCGGGUCUUGGUGGCGGCAGCGGGUUGGAGGCUUCUCCUCGGCGACAGUCACAUGCGGAGGUGAGUUUGGUUGACGGCGAUAGUUUAGGGCGGCGGCGGAGCUCUGGGCGGCGGCUCUGGUUGACGGCGGGUCUUGGUGGUAGAUGGCGAUAGUUUAGGGCAGCGGCGGGUCUUGGUGGUUGAGAUUGUGUUUUGUUGAUUUGGGGGAGAACAGGGUAAGGGAACGGCAGGGAAGGGUUGGGUGGGUGCAUUUAGGGUUUAGGUUAAAUGAGGGGUAAAAUCGUCCAUGUAUGUAAGUUUAGGGCUAUAAAUUCAAAAACUUAGGGCUAUAAAUAAGAAUUCAGAAUAAAUCCCAUCCCUUUCCUUCUCGCCUGCAGAUUGCAGUCUCUCCUUCCUCGAACACCCUUCAAACGCAGCGGCGGCGGCAUUAGACCCAAAUCUUCACGCAUCGGCCGAAUAAUCACCAGCUACAUUCUCACACAAUCUUCUCGCCCGUCCCAAAUCCCCAUUUCAGCUCAGCCUCCCAGUUUCGGCAUACGAACCGCCGGCUCCACGCUUCUAUCCCCCUCCGCCGAUUGCCAAUCACUGAAGAAUGAAUAAGGGAGGAGCAGGCGGCGCCGGAGGGGCGGGAAGCGGCACGACGGCUGCGGCCGCGGCAGCUGCGGCACAGAAGCAGAAAGCGUUGAUGCAGAGGUUGGAAACCGAUAUUGCCAACAUCGUCGACAAUUUCACCCACCUCGUCAACGUUGCCAGGGUCAAUGAACCCCCGGUGAGGAACACGCAGGAAGCGUUCAUGAUGGAAAUGCGUGCCUCCAGAAUGGUUCAGGCAGCCGAUUCGCUACUUAAGUUAGUAUCCGAGUUAAAACAGUCUGCCAUUUUCUCUGGGUUUGCAUCUCUCAAUGAUCACGUCGACCAACGAAUAGCUGAAUUCAACCAACAGGCAGAGAAAACUGAUGACAUGUUAGCCAGAAUUGCAGAGGAGGCUGCUGCUAGUCUCAAGGAGCUCGAAUCUCAUUACUACUCUUCCUCACAGAGAACAAAUCAAAACUUGGAGCCUUGAAACUAAGGGUAGCUAGCUCUUCAAACUACUGUAACCAUGCUGAAACUUUUUUAUGCUAGGAUCUCUAGAUUUUGCUGUUUAGAUUCUGUAUAUGUGUGUGUAAUCACCAUUUGGCAAUGCACAAUGAAAAAUUCUCACUGUUUAGAUUGCUGUUUACGGCUUUCUUAUCUAAUGAGAUCCACAUGAUCUCAACUCAGCAACACAUAAUCAUUUUCUUGAGACAUCGCAUCGUUUGGAUUUGGAUGACGUAUCAGAAGGAGGAAUUGCUUGGCGGGAAAAAUAAGACAUGAUUGAAUGUUAGAAUCCAGCAUUUUGAGAAUCGUUUCUAGGUCAUCAAAACGCUUUUUCCUUAUUAAUGUAGUCAAAAUAUGCGCUUUAAAGCUAAAAAGCUUACGCUUUUACGCCUUUUGAUCACCAAAAUACUUCUGCAUAGCGCGUUUUGACUACUUUGAUUUUAAGGAUCCAUCAUUCAACAACUAUCACUGCGGCCGGGUUCGACCGGGUGAGGGUUUGGGCCAGAUCCGCAGCUGGAGAUAAAAACGGUUCGUUUGA